This is a messenger RNA of Carassius carassius (crucian carp), 2675 nucleotides long. RefSeq names its product polymeric immunoglobulin receptor-like. The transcript is spliced from 10 exons. The record is from RefSeq and is a predicted model, not a curated record. Bases 25 to 2604 code for a protein of 859 amino acids. NCBI's taxonomy places the organism in Eukaryota, Metazoa, Chordata, Actinopteri, Cypriniformes, Cyprinidae.
UGUUGUAGAGUGUCAAAGAAAAGGAUGGAGAAUAUUGGAGAAACUGCCAGUUUCAGCUGUGAAUAUUCACAGAAUCACAUUAAUGAUCCCAAAAUCAUAUUCAAAGAAGAAAAAGACUCCAUUGAGAUGAUUUACAGCAAAUGGAAGAAGAAAGAAAGAUUGAGUAUUUCUGAUGACAAACAUAAAAACAUCUUCAGUGUGAGAAUGACUGCUGUGACACCAGAUGAUGGAGGAGUUUAUUUAUGUGGAGUUUGGGUCUACAGUUACCCAUACAGUUACUCCAUUAUUAAUACUGUUCAUCUACAUAUUACUUCUAAAGUGGGCGUGUCUAGAGUGAGCAGCUCCUCAGGAGGACGUUUGAUGAUCAAGUGUGAACAUCCUCAAUACAAAACCAACCCAAAAUACAUCUGUAAAGAAUCAGACGGAUGUUCAGAGAGGAAGAAUCCAGGAGUUCAGGGUGAAUGGAUGGAGAAUGGAGAUGUUUCUUUAUAUGACGACACCAGAGCAGGAGUCUUGAUGGUGUUUUUUAGAGAGCUGAAAGCUGCAGAUGAAGGAACAUACAGGUGUGGAGUGAAAGUAUCUGACUAUACUGAGAGCUUCACUGAGAUACAGCUGAGCAUCAGACACGAUGCAAAAUAUCCAAAGAAUGUGACUGAAUCUGUGUAUCCUGGUGGAGAAGUCAACAUCAUCUGUCGGAUCCCAAACGAGCAUAAAGUUCAUUUCUGCAAAGAGGAUGAUAAUCACAUCUGCCAAAGCAUCAGCUCAUCUAAAGUGACAGAAAUGAGUGGUUCAUCAGAGAGAAAUGAAGAGAGAGUUGUUACAGUGAGCAUCAGUAAUGUGAGUGUGAGAGAUGCUGGAGUUUACUGGUGUGGAGCAGAAACCAGAGACACAGAUCUGACUUUCAUCUCCCUGAACACUCAAAUUCAGCUCCACCUCAUCACUAAAGUGGGCGUGUCUAGAGUUAACGGUUCCUCAGGAGGUCGUUUGAUGAUCAAGUGUGAACAUCCUCAAUACAAAACCAACCCAAAAUACAUCUGUAAAGAAUCAGACGGAUGUUCAGAGAGGAAGAAUCCAGGAGUUCAGGGUGAAUGGAUGGAGAAUGGAGAUGUUUCUUUAUAUGACGACACCAGAGCAGGAGUCUUGAUGGUGUUUUUUAGAGAGCUGAAAGCUGCAGAUGAAGGAACAUACAGGUGUGGAGUAAAAGUAUCUGACUAUACUGAGAGCUUCAAUGAGAUACAGCUGAGCGUCAGAGACGAUGAAAAAUAUCCAAAGAGUGUGACUGAAUCUGCUCAUAUUGGUAAAGAAGUUAACUUCACCUGUCAGAUCCUGGAGAAGCACAAAGUUCAAUUCUGCAAAGAAGAUGAUAAUCACACUUAUAAUCACAUCUGCCAAAGCAUCAGCUCAUCUAAAGUGACAGAAAUGAGUGGUUCAUCAGAGAGAAAUGAAGAGAGAGUUGUUACAGUGAGCAUCAGUAAUGUGAGUGUGAGAGAUGCUGGAGUUUACUGGUGUGGAGCAGAAACCAGAGACACACAUCUGACUUUCAUCUCCCUGAACACUCAAAUUCAGCUCAACCUCAUCAUGCCUCCAGUAGUGAGACAUGAAGGAGAAUCAGCUGAGAUCAUCUGUCCUUAUGAUUCAAUCUAUAAAUCAAAGCCAAAGUCUCUCUGUAAGGGGAAGUGCUCCAUUAGAGACAGAAAUCCUCUCAGUGAGACUGUGAGAGAAGAGAAAGAGACCAAGACUGGCAGAUUGACUCUGAAUGAUGACAUCACUGCAGGGGUCUUCACUGGGAGCAUCACUGGACUGACAGCAGAGGAUGCUGGGAAAUACUGGUGUGCAGUGACAUUAGAAACAGAGCUCAAUUAUCUUUACACUCAUCUGAUCGUCAUCAUGAACGAGGAGCUGAACUUGACUAAGUAUGAAGGAGACGACGUGUCAAUCCAGUGCAAACAUCAUGAUGAAGAUCAGAAACGCUUCUGCAAAGCACAUGAAGCCUCCAUGUGUGUGAAGGAUGGAGUUUCAUUGGAGACGAUCAGAGAUGAUCGAAUCUCUUUCAGUGAUGAAGCAUCUACUGGAGUCUUUACUGUGAACAUCACUGAUCUGAGAGAAGAGGAUUCUGGGAUAUACUGGUGUGGAGCUCACAUCAUCACUAAAGUCAAUCUUGAAGUCAACAAAAGUGUUACUGGCAGAAUCACAAUCUCUUGUGUUUCUGUGACUCUACUGCUGAUGGGAGCGUCUGUCCUGUUAUUAUACAAAUUAGGAUAUAUCAAGACACGAGAUCAGCACACUUCCCCAGACAGGACUGGGAUGAGCGGUGGAGAGGCCUCUCAUGCAGCAUGUGACUAUGAGAAUAUCAAAGAUGCCAGAAGCCGCUCAAUCCCAGAUACUGAGGAAACAGCGUUAUACUCCACUGUCACACAUCCCACAGACGUGUCUGAUCCAAACGACAUGCUGUAUUCUACCGUACAGUUACCCACAAACCCCUCUGAUGGGCUCCUGUAUGCUUCAGUCCAUUUCCAGAAACAUGAACAGUCUAUCAGCGAUGCUAAAGUUACCUUCAAUAAUGAGGACGUUUACUGUAACUACACCACGGUCAGUCUCAACUAGCUCAGCUAGGUUUCAGAAGGUGUUCCUUUUUCUUCUUUUUUUUUUUUUUAAAGAACUUAAUUUUUAAAAGA